This is a messenger RNA of Diaporthe citri, 690 nucleotides long. RefSeq lists its product as uncharacterized. The record is from RefSeq and is a predicted model, not a curated record. Lineage: Eukaryota; Fungi; Ascomycota; Sordariomycetes; Diaporthales; Diaporthaceae. The transcript has 3 exons. The coding region runs from base 1 to 690 and encodes 229 amino acids.
AUGAAAUCCAUCUGGGUCACAGCUGUAACUCUCGCCGCUGGCAUGCUUGGGAGCCCACUCGCUGCGGCGGGCCCACAGCUCCAGACAGAGAAGAGACAGAUUGGGAACGUGUCUACCGUCCUCCCAGACCUCCUCCGUGAGAUCCAGUCUCAGACCGGUGCCAUAGACGACAUCCUCGAUCUGCACCCAGGCCCCAUCACGGGCGAUGUGGCCAAGCAAGUUGCCAACGUGGUCGGCGCUCACUUCGGUAACAUCACCGGGGCCCUGCGCGCCGCCCACCUGGACUUGAAGCAACUGAGCAACGACACCCAGCUCGUCGACGAGGUUGGCAACCCAUGCGACGUGACAUGCAUCGUAGACAAGACCAAGGGGGUCGUCGGGCACGCCGGCGCGACGACCCGCAAGUCACUCCUGAAGCUCGGCCUGCACCUCGUGGGAAAGCACGUGAGCCCCUUCUUCCUGGCCCUGAGCGGCAUAGUCCUGACGCUGAACACCCUCGUCGGCGGGGCGCUCGCCGCCGUCGCCGCCUUCGUCAACGGCGUCGGGCUGGCCAUCGCGGCCGGGCUGGCCUACCUUGGCCACCUCGUGUCCGAGAGGGAGAAGAUGAGGGCCGGGGGCCCGAACGGCCACCUCACCAAGGUGAUCGGCGACAUCAUCGGCGACACGGUGGUCGCGAAGCUGGGCCUGUGA